This is a messenger RNA of Neodiprion fabricii, 936 nucleotides long. Its product is annotated as hemolymph lipopolysaccharide-binding protein-like. The transcript is spliced from 3 exons. NCBI's taxonomy places the organism in Eukaryota, Metazoa, Arthropoda, Insecta, Hymenoptera, Diprionidae. Bases 131 to 697 code for a protein of 188 amino acids. The record is from RefSeq and is a predicted model, not a curated record.
CUGGAAAUCGCAUCAAGCGAACAGUCGUUCCUCAUUCAUAGCUGCAGAAACUCGGCAGUUUUUUCUCCAUUCGCGAGGAUUGAACAAGUCGUUGAGCCUGCAACGGAAAUAGUACAUCCACACGUCAGCCAUGGCGGUCAGAAUAAUCGCGAUUCAAACGCUACUAUUCUUCGUAACUUACACUCUGGCGGGACAAUCAUCCUUGAAGCCCAUGAUCAUCGUGCUGGCUCGUACAGCAGCCGGAGCAACUGGAAACGCAAAUCCGACCUGCCUUCUUCCAAAUCCACCGGUUGUCAGAAGAGACGACUACACGUACUUUCCGGGCAUCGGUGGCUACAAGCUGCACUCGAAAGCAGUUUCGUGGAACCAAGCUCGAAAAACCUGCGAAGAGGAAGGCGGGCACCUGGCCAUCAUCAAUUCUUUGGCCGAGAGGGAUGCAGUGGUGACGGUGCUCAAAGCAAUGAAACCAAAUCCGCAAUAUGUCAAUCUCGGCUUCCACGACCUUUACGAGGAGGGCCACUACGUCACUAUCCACGGGCAAAAUCUGACCAGGGCUGGGUUCAACGAAUGGGCGAACGGAGAACCCAAUAAUGAUUAUGGCUCUGAAAAUUGUGGAUCUUUGCACUUCAGUGGCGGGCUCAACGACCACAAAUGCAAUGAGCCACAUUCUUUCAUAUGCGAGCUACCAAUCCAUUGAAAGUGGUUGGAAAACCGUUAAGCAGAUUGCAAGAAACGUCAACGAAGCAAAAUAGAUAAUCAAGUCAGAAUGUUGAAACAACAACUCAUGUUAAUAUACAAUAUAAGUCUUGAAAGUGUAAUGAAAAAUUAAAACUUCUUACGCGGUAUAAUUUGUUGCAAUUGCCCACUAUGUGCUUCCCUUAAUACCACGCAAAGUGAGCACAUUAUUUCGAAUAAAGUUAGAAGGUCUCGAUGACA